This is a messenger RNA of Xenopus tropicalis (tropical clawed frog), 2268 nucleotides long. Lineage: Eukaryota; Metazoa; Chordata; Amphibia; Anura; Pipidae. The record is from RefSeq and is a predicted model, not a curated record.
AGUGCCGGAACCCAGCGGCGCCGCGCUUAUAUAGGCGUAGUGUGACGUCCCAGUAUCGCGGGAUUUGCGAGGCGCGGAUUGGCUGCGCGGAAGGAGUCGCUGCUCACACUGAGCGCUGUGUUGGUUUCUUUCAUCAAGUUCUGUUACUUACCGGCACCCUGGAGCAACCAAGCCUCGAUGGGGUUUACCUUAGUGGUAUUGAAUAUGACUUUUACCAGCUCAUAUCCACGGAGCUGGAGCACUUUCUGCAUCAAGGAGACCUGAAAAAAGUUCUUCUGUUCCCACCAGUAUCCAGCCGGCUGAGGUACAUCAUUCAUCGCCUAACAGAGUCUCAAAGUACCCUGAGCAGCUUUUCUGUUGGAGAGGGCUGGCAGAGACGCACCGUCAUUUGCUUCACAAGCAUCAGGCUUUCUACACAGGAAGAAGAUACCAGACCCAAAAAACGUGAAGGGAGCUAUGUCUCUAACAAAAUGGGAAAGGGCAGAACAGGCUGGAGGCCGAAAAAGAAUAGGAAGCCAGACCAAGCUUUAUAUGUGCCAAGGGGAAGGUUUGGAGGGAGAGGGAACAACAUGGCAGGGGACAUGAGCAGAAAAUCACAGAAGGAAGAAGAGAAAAGGGAAGAGACUGAGAAGCCCGGGGAUGUACAUUUGCAGGUAGUGGAGAGUGUUGGGGAGGGAGAGAACUUAGAGAAGGGUGAGGAAAAUGAGUUAGGAGAGGGAUGUGCUGAAAGAGAGAGGAAAAUCAGCAUAGAGGAUGAGGUAGAAAUAACAUCAGCAGUACAGACUACAGAGGAGUCAGAAAAGCGAGUCAAAUGCUUGAAGGCAGAGGAAGAGAAACAAAAGGAGAAUGAAGAAGACAUGCAGACUGAGAGAACUGACCAUGGGGAAGAAAACCAACCUAGAUCUGGAGAUAUAAAUGCCACAAAACAGAAUUCAGAGCUGUGUGAAUCCAGAAGAGCAGAAUUACAUAUAAUAAUUUCUCCCUCUGGGGAAACUCAAAAAUUGGGUGCUGUGAUGCAGCCUUCAGAGCUGGGGAGCCCAGAGAGUAUCUCUGAAGAAAACCGUAGAGAACCAGGGGAUAUACUGCUGCCUGAGAGACCAGCGGAGACAACUGAGGGGUCUCUUGCAGAAUGCACAGAUCUUCCUGGACCCUCAGAAGCUAAAGACAGUGAAAAUAAAGGAACAGAAAGAAACCAGGGGGAAAAUAAAGGAGAGAAUAAGCAAUGUGCCCAAAAUAACAAAGGGGACACCUGCACCAUAAUAGGUGGGCACGAGGCAGCUGUGGCGAGUGAGGAGGCAAAGUCUCUGCUAUGUGACUCAUACAGACAGGGUGAUGCGCAAGAGGAGGGGAUAUCUGAGCCUGCAUUGGAUGCUGCGUCACCAGCAGAAUCAGGGAUCUUGCAGCAAAUAAUAAAAGAAAUCAUUGCCAACGUAAGUGAGAAGGACGUGCAGAUUCAGCCCCUCCUGAAUGAUUUUGCAGCAUAUGCCGAAGAUCAGACGGACCAUGGCAGAUUUGGCCAUGUAAUUGAGAUUUAUGGCUUCUCACGUGAGCUCCGCACUGAAGAUCUAACAAAGCCUUUCAUAGAAUACAGGGAGCAAGGAGGCUUCCAGUUGCAGUGGGUGGAUCAGUCACAUGCCUUGGGCAUAUUCUCCAGCCCUGAAGAUGCAUAUUCCGCCUCCUGUAAGUCGUACCCAGGCAUGAAGUUUCGCCCACUGUCCCAGGGGUGCCACCAGUCUAAAAUGAAGGCACAUGAAUGUGCAGAGUUUCAUUCCUCCAAGGAGAGACCCCAGACCGAUUUUACUGUGGCAAAGAGAAUGCUGAGCAGAGCCCUGGGUCACCCCCAACAAGAUGGAGAUCAUACCCUGAGAGACUCCAAGUAGGGGGGGAAGAAUUCUUUUGAGAAUUAUGUUGUAUUGGGGUUGAGAGGGGAGUUUUAAGACAUACUGCAGAGUUUAUGGUAGGCUAGCGAUCCAAUGGCUGUGUACCCCAAGUAUUCUAGUGAGUAGCUAGACAGUGGUGCGCUAGAUUAGGGUUGCCAGAGCACUUGAAAAUUCAGGGAAACAUGUACCAUGCAUUUAUUAGACAUGCCCCUUAAUGUUCAAGUGAUCUGGUCACCCUAUGCCGAAGGAAGUUGCCAGAGAGACAUUUAUUUGAUUCCAAUAUGGAUUCUGGGAAUCCCAUCACUACAAAUUCAGUUGCCGCAGCACUUAUUAAAAGGAAAAGUAACACUAAAAAUUUUCAAGUAAAAAAUCUAUUCUAACCUGCCCC